AUGUUCUCCACGGACUACUUCCACACAGCCUCGGCUCCACAAUUGCAAGAUUAUCACGACUAUGCACAGGCACACAUCCGGGAUAGGCGUAUCUCAUUAUCGCCUCUGGCCAAAAAAUGGCUUCGCAACUACAGAGAGCCCUACAAAGGCUUCACUGCUGAUGGAAACAUCGUUCCUGGUCUCUGGAAAUCCAAUCCCAAUGCCAAUGGACCAACGCAGACAAUGGUGAAUGCAGCUCAGCAUUUGCUCUCAGUAGCAUCAGCAGCCGAGAAGGCACGAUUCCGUCAUCUCGUCACCGCCAGAGAGUGGCGUGCGUGGUCAAAUCCAGAGGUCAUGGUUAUGGAAUGUGGUCUCCGUGUCGAUUCCAUGAGUUCAGACACUAUGAAUGCCGUUUACGAUCUACUAAGAGUGUCAUUAAGUCCCGAGGGCUUUGAGAGAGUUUGGACUGCGAUGAUGAUGACCCAACCCGAAAACCAGGAAGACUUGCACCGCAUCUCUGAGUACCAAUUCUGCUUGUUCGGCGAGCCUGGGCCAUCCUCACCCUGGGGGUUCAAUCUGUUCGGCGACAAUGUGUGCGUCAACGUCUUCACACUUGGCGGCGAGGUUGUAAUCGGACCAUUCUUCGUUAGUGCUGGUCCCAGUUUCACGGAGCAGGGCUUGGUAGAUGGAGUGCAAGUGUUUGAGAGAGAAGAAGCAGCUGGACUCGCUUUGAUGGCAUCUCUCAACCCACAACAACAGCGCGAAGCAAGUCUUACUGGCGAGAUCGAAGAAUUUCACGCGGACCAAGAUCUGUUUGACCCAAUGGACUACCGCAGUCUCGGUGGCGCACACCAGGACAACCGAAUUGUGCCUUACGAAGGUAUCUGCGCCGCCGACCUCAACUUGGACCAACAACAAGCACUUCUCCACAUCGUGAGGUCUUUCAACCAAGUACUGCCGCAGGAAUCAUUGGAUCUGUUCAUGCAACGUGUCGAAAGCCAUCUUGGUGAAACAUACUUCUCGUGGCUUGGACCUGUUCACACGGAUGCACCUUUCUACUUCCGCAUCCACAGCCCAGUGGUGAUGGUCGAACUUGAUCACCAGGAUGGAAUCAUGGUGCCAGGAACAUCAAGCAAACAAUACCGCAUUCAUGCGACGCAGCGCCUGCCCAACAGAGGCGACUAUGGAGCUGCAUUGCUGGAUGAAUGGGUGAUGAAGAUGGCUGGAUUCGACAGAAUCGGCAGCAUAAUCCGAUGA
Messenger RNA from Aureobasidium melanogenum CBS 110374, 1236 nucleotides. RefSeq lists its product as uncharacterized. The record is from RefSeq and is a predicted model, not a curated record. The transcript is spliced from 2 exons. NCBI's taxonomy places the organism in Eukaryota, Fungi, Ascomycota, Dothideomycetes, Dothideales, Saccotheciaceae. Bases 1 to 1236 code for a protein of 411 amino acids.